This is a messenger RNA of Salvelinus namaycush (lake trout), 1315 nucleotides long. Its product is annotated as docking protein 4-like. Lineage: Eukaryota; Metazoa; Chordata; Actinopteri; Salmoniformes; Salmonidae. Gene Ontology annotation, biological process: positive regulation of MAPK cascade; cell surface receptor protein tyrosine kinase signaling pathway. The record is from RefSeq and is a predicted model, not a curated record. The transcript is spliced from 8 exons. The coding region runs from base 1 to 996 and encodes 331 amino acids. Gene Ontology annotation, cellular component: cytoplasm.
AUGGCCUCCAACUUCAACGACAUCGUCAAGCAGGGAUACGUCCGCAUGCGCAGCAGGAAACUGGGGAUUUACCGCCGCUGCUGGCUGGUGUUUAAGAAGUCGUCCAGUAAAGGACCACGCAGACUGGAGAAGUACACUGAUGAGAAGUCCGCUUACAUCAGAGUCUGUCCUAAGGUGACCGAGAUCAGCAAUGUGAAGAAUGUCACAAGGCUCCCAAGGGACACCAAGCGCCAGGCGGUAGCCAUCGUCUUUACCGAUGACACCUCGCGCAUGUUCACCUGUGAAUCAGAGCUAGAAGCAGAGGAGUGGUUCAAAACCCUGUCAAUCGAAUGCCUGGGGACCCGCCUCAAUGACAUCAGUCUAGGAGAGCCAGACUUGCUGGCAGCAGGUGUUCAGUGUGAACAUACAGAGCGUUUCAAUGUGUUCCUACUGCCCUGUCCUAACCUGGACAUCUAUGGGGAGUGUAUGAUGCAGAUCACCCAUGAGAAUAUCUACCUGUGGGACAUCCACAACCCUCGCACCAAACUGGUCACCUGGCCGCUCUGCUCCCUGCGCCGCUACGGACGAGAUGCCACGCGCUUCACCUUUGAGGCUGGACGGAUGUGUGACAGUGGAGAAGGCCUGUACACAUUCCAGACGCGGGAGGGAGAACAGAUCUACCAGAGAGUCCACUCCUCCACCCUGGCCAUCGCUGAGCAGCACAAGAGAGUUCUGAUGGAGAUGGAGAAGAACAGCAGAUUGUCUAAAGGUUCUGAGACGGGCUCCUACCCCUGUACCCCCACGGCCAUCCUGCCCCGCAGUGCCUUUUGGCACCAUAUCACUGGCACUCAGGGGGGCAUGGACCCAGCCCAUGGUGACAUGUUUGGUGGUUCUCAGACUGGCGCUGAUGCAGACCUGCUCUCCACCCGGCUGCCCUCAGAGCCACGCCACGCUACCAUGCCCCUGGCACACAGCCAACACUCGCCCGUCCGCUACCCCACCUACCCCAGCCAGUGAUCCCAGGGGUGCAUUGCAGACCCCUAGCCUCCACCACACCCCUACUCUGUACCCGAACACUCCUCCCAUUCUCCUUUCUCUGCAGUGCUCACCUCGACUCCACGCCCCCUCAUCUACCCUCCAGCCAAUCAGGUUGGGGUGGGGUCAUAGGACCUCCCCUAAAGCUGGUAGCUCUGUGAAGCAGGACAUGACAGCGCCUCUGGUCUUCUCUUCAAAGGCUGGUUACCUGAAGGAACUUCAACCCCCAGAAUCCCUCACUGUGGGGUCAAAGUGCAUUGUGUGAGCCGGCAGUGGCAUGUUGCCUCUUAGUGAGCUGACA